UAGAUGUUAUGUCAGACCAUAAACCGCUGGUAUCAAUCACAAAGAAGCCACUGGUUAAUUCUUCGCCAAGGCUUCAAUGCCUGCUUCUGAGACUUCAGAAGUAUGAAGUCAACAUCUCUUAUGUUCCAGGCAAAUACAUGUAUGUAGCAGAUACACUCUCAAGAGCCUUUCUGAAUGAGCAGCCUACAGAUGAUGAUUUGAACGAUGACAUGGAGGUGAUGGUCCAUAGCCUCAUUACAAAUCUUCCCAUGACCCAGGAGAAAUUGGCACAAAUGAAGUCUGCAACAGCACAAGAUGAAGACCUUCAGAAAUUAUGUACAGUUGUUAAGAAUGGUUGGCCUUCCCACAGAAGCCAAUUGCCUGCAUCAAUUGCCCAUUACUGGAGUCUUCGUAGUGAAAUUCAUGAAGUAGAAGGCCUGUUGUUCCUUGGCCAGAGGCUCAUAAUCCCACAAGAUAUGAGACAAGCUGUCCUGAAUUGUAUCCAUGAGAGUCACCUUGGUAUUGAAAAGUGUAAGUCAAGGGCCAGAGCUGUAGUCUAUUGGCCAGGCAUGUCUACUGCAAUUGAGAGACUGGUGGCUAAAUGCCCAGUGUGUCUCAAGUAUCAAAGAGAGAACCAGAAAGAGCCUCUCCUGCCUCAUGAAGUUCCCCAGAGACCAUGGCAGAAGCUUGGUGCAGACAUAUUUGAACUGAACACUAACUCUUAUUUAGUUGUGGUUGACUACUACUCUAAAUAUCCGGAACUUUGUCUUAUGAAAGACAAGACAGCUAGCUCUGUUAUAACUAGCAUGAAAUCAAUUUAUGCCAGACAUGGUAUUCCAGAUGAAGUUGUUGCCGACAACAUGCCCUUCUCAAGCAAGGCUUUCCGUAAUUUUGCAAGUGAGUGGGGAUUUGAAAUCUCCACAUCAAGUCCCAGAUACCCACAGUCCAAUGGGAUGAGUGAAAGAGCAAUCCAGACCAUCAAGAAUUUACUUAGAAAGGCUUGUGCAGACGGAAAUGACCCCUACAUUGCUCUACUGGAGUACAGGAACACACCCAUCUCUGGACUUAAGGAGUCACCUGCUCAGCUGUUAAUGAGUCGCAUGUUGAAGUCCAAACUACCUACUGUGGAGUCUCUCUUGAAACCUCAAGUGGUUGAUAGCCCCCAACAGAAGCUGCAACAGCGGAGUGAUAAGCAGAAGAUGUACUAUGACCGGAAUGCUAAGCAGCUGCCGAGUAUUAAGGAGGGUGAAACAGCUAGAAUAAGAAAAGGAAAGACUUGGGAGCCUGCCAUCGUUACUGCACAACAUAGUGCUCCAAGAUCCUACAUAGUUGCAACACCUGAUGGUACCACCUACCGACGAAACCGUCAUCACCUGCUCCCAACAGUCGAGUCGCCUCCACUGAUCGCAGGACCAGCUAUUGAUGGGCCAGGCGUGCCUGUAGUAGCCGAACCGCCAGUUGCCGUCCCACCACCUGAUGCUGCCAUGCCCUCCCUAAACUCAUCCAGCCAUUGCAGUCCUCAACAGACACAGCGUACUUCCAGCGGCCGAACUGUCAGAUUACCAGCAAGAUUCAGAGAGGACUAUGUUAUGAACUGAACUGUCCACACUCAGUAACCAGACAUUGAAUCAGACUGU
Messenger RNA from Orbicella faveolata, 1616 nucleotides. RefSeq lists its product as uncharacterized. NCBI's taxonomy places the organism in Eukaryota, Metazoa, Cnidaria, Anthozoa, Scleractinia, Merulinidae. The record is from RefSeq and is a predicted model, not a curated record.